Messenger RNA from Eutrema salsugineum, 1959 nucleotides. Its product is annotated as wall-associated receptor kinase-like 15. Gene Ontology annotation, biological process: protein phosphorylation. Gene Ontology annotation, molecular function: polysaccharide binding; protein kinase activity; ATP binding. NCBI's taxonomy places the organism in Eukaryota, Viridiplantae, Streptophyta, Magnoliopsida, Brassicales, Brassicaceae. Bases 1 to 1938 code for a protein of 645 amino acids. The record is from RefSeq and is a predicted model, not a curated record. The transcript is spliced from 3 exons.
AUGGAGCUUCCAUGGCUCUCUUUCCUCUCUCAGAUGAUCACUUUCACUCUAUUUCUACUUCUUUCCUUCACUUCCAUUGCAGAAGCUUUCAAACGAUGCCCUAACUGUGGCUCCACCCAAGUCCCUUACCCACUAAGCACGAGACGCGAUUGUGGCGAUCCCGAUUACAAGAUCCGGUGCGACGAAGACCGCGGUUCCCUCUGGUUUGAUACGCUCAACGGUUCAACCAAUCCGAUAAAAACAAUCGACCCGUCGGGCCAACGGUUUGUCCUCACACCACCCGGGAUCAAACCCAACACAUGUGUAUCGGUCGAUAUCAAGAGCCAUGGUAUUCAGCUAGACCCAAACCUUCCUUUUAAUGUUAGUAGUAGUAACACGGUUAUCAUCAUGAAUUGUACAAAAGACGGUCUAGAUAAAUACAUCUCUCAAGGGUUUAACUGUUCCCACAAUAGCUUCUGCCACAAGUUUCUAAAUCUCGAAGCACGGGGAGGCAAGUGUCGAGGCGUCUCAUCUUGCUGCUGGUAUAAGACCGGUGCAUCGGUUAAUACUUAUAAAGUUUACAGGGCUAGGGAAGAUAUGUGUUCGGCUUAUCAGAGUUAUAUGAAUUUGGAUCUAACGUUGCCGGUUAGCAAAUGGGGCGAACCGGCCGUGGAGAUACUAUGGGAAGCUCCGAGAGAGCCGGUUUGUAAGAUCCCAGGAGAUUGUACCGAUUUGGUGAAUUCGGUUUGUUCGGUUGAUUCGACGAAUUUAGGACAGAAGAAAUGUUUAUGCAAGAAAGGGUUUCGAUGGGAUUCGGCCAACGCAAUCUGUCAAGUUAACCGAUGCUUUAAGGGAAAGAAAUGCAAGCGACGGAGUAAUCUGCCUUUAAUCGGAGUUUUGGCCGGAGGUGUGGGGGCAAUAUUAAUCGCCGGAUGCGUAAUGAAGAUGAUAAUCUCGAAGCGGAAUCGGAGAGUCGCCGGAAGCCAAUCGUGGGCAAACAUUAGGAAGCUACAUCGGCAUCUAUUGAGUACCAAUAGUGCCGGACUCGAUAGGAUCUUCUCCGGCAAAGAAAUCGUCAAAGCGACGAACAAUUUCGCCAAAUCCAAUCUCCUCGGAUACGGCGGAUUCGGCGAGGUUUUCAAAGGAAAUCUCGACGACGGAACAACAGUUGCCGUGAAACGAGCCAAGCUCGGGAACGAGAAGAGCAUACACCAGAUCGUCAACGAGGUUCAGAUCCUUUGCCAAGUUAGCCAUAAGAAUCUGGUGAAGCUUUUAGGAUGCUGCAUCGAAUUGGACAUGCCGAUUCUGGUCUACGAAUUCGUACCGAACGGAACUUUGUACGAGCACAUCUACGGCGGCGGCGGAUCGUACGAUCCUUUACCGUGGCGGCGCCGCCUCAUGAUCGCGUAUCAGACGGCACAAGGACUUGCUUACCUCCACACAUCCGCUACACCGCCGAUUUACCACAGAGACGUCAAAUCGAGCAAUAUUCUCCUCGACGAGAACCUCGACGUUAAGGUUGCCGAUUUCGGAUUAUCCAGAUUGGGCGUGAGCGAUGUGAGCCACGUGACGACCUGCGCGCAAGGAACCCUUGGGUAUUUGGAUCCUGAGUACUACCUUAACUUUCAAUUGACGGAUAAGAGCGACGUGUACAGCUUCGGUGUGGUGUUGUUCGAGCUAUUGACUUCUAAGAAGGCGAUUGAUUUCAAGCGAGAGGAGGAAGACGUGAACCUGGUGGUGUUCGUGAGGAAGACGUUGAGGGAAGGGAGAUUUGCGGAGAUGAUUGAUCCGAUGAUCGGGAAAGAAGCGACGGCGACGGAGUUGGAGUCUAUGAAGGAGCUUGGACUUUUGGCGGAGCGAUGCGUGAAGGAGACGAGGCAAAGUCGACCAACGAUGAAAGCUGCAGCGAAGGAGAUCGAAUGCAUUUUACAAGGAAUUGCUUCUGCUUCUGAAACAUGAGAAAAGGCUCCUUUUUUUUUU